This is a messenger RNA of Brassicogethes aeneus, 918 nucleotides long. The record is from the annotation of a GenBank genome assembly. Lineage: Eukaryota; Metazoa; Arthropoda; Insecta; Coleoptera; Nitidulidae.
AUGUAUGAGGUUGGCAGAAGUAUUGAAGAAAAAAUAAAGGUACUGGGAGAAAUUAGGGACAAACCCACACCCAAACCGGACAAUGAUCUGAAAACCAUACAUCUCAACUUUCAAAAUCAAAGGCUAAACGAAGAAAACAGCAGACUAGUUGGUCUAAUAGAGAAUUUGCAAGCCCAACUGAGAAGCCAAUCAGAACAAAUGAGAAGCCGAUCAGAACAAAUAACUGGACUCCAAAAACAACUGGAAAACUUAACAAACGCCAUAAACAAUACCAACAAACAAACUCCCAUGGAAACCACGAAGAUCUCCCCAACACCAGGUGAAAACCAAGGUAAAAAGAGGAAAAAUAGCCUAGACACCAACUCUGAAGACAACUACAACCUGAGUUACCACAAAUUAGACAAUCAACAAGCAUCCACCAGCAAAAAUUAUCAGCCACUAAAUUUGCAGAACACACAACUUCAAGUUACUCCCCAAAAAGAAACCAAUGAUGGCAAUGAAGAACCAAAUGGGCCCAUAACUCCUAAAACCAAAAGGAAAAAAAUCAACUAUAUUCCACCAAAAAGUCCAACCAUACAACAACAAGACAGAUCAGCCGCAAACAACAAGGUACAAACCGAAACAACGGCCAGCAAAAUCCCUCCAAUAGUCUUUAGACAAAAGAAUCGUUGGACUAUGGUGUCUAAAGAACUGGAAAAUAUAAAUUUACACUUCACAAAAGCAACAACUGUUGCUGAUGGCAUUAGAUUCUUCCCCACUAAUAUAGACAGCUACAGAGGCAUAACUGCCUUUUUAACAAAAAACAAGGAAGAAUAUCACUCCUAUAUGCUGCCAGAUCAAAAACUGCUACAAGGUGGACCGACGCCUACUCAGUUCAGCGUCGGUAUAACCACUCUGUACAAAAGUUGUCGAAUAUGA